Molecule: messenger RNA, 2063 nt
Organism: Mauremys mutica (yellowpond turtle)
Lineage: Eukaryota; Metazoa; Chordata; Testudines; Geoemydidae
Gene: NACC2
Product: NACC family member 2
Exons: 6
Coding region: 195-1931 (578 amino acids)
Biological process (GO): regulation of transcription by RNA polymerase II
Molecular function (GO): RNA polymerase II cis-regulatory region sequence-specific DNA binding; DNA-binding transcription factor activity, RNA polymerase II-specific; protein binding
Source: RefSeq, a predicted model, not a curated record
GUGCACAGUUCUCCUUUUAUAUUUUACUAUAACUACUGCUUGUGGAUUAGUGUCUUCAGCUGACUGCAAGGCAAGUAGUGGCAGUGAACCAAGCCCCAACACUAUGACUUAGACCCAGUAAGGAGGCGGCAGAUGUGCCCUACUUUGGAUACUUCUGCAUUGCAUGUCUAAGGAGCUCCAACUAAUCCUGAGCCAUGUCACAGAUGCUGCACAUAGAAAUUCCCAACUUUGGGAACACCGUCUUGGGCUGCCUGAAUGAGCAGAGGCUGCUGGGGCUUUACUGUGAUGUCUCCAUAGUUGUCAAAGGCCAAGCCUUCAAGGCACAUCGUGCGGUGUUAGCAGCCAGCAGCCUGUACUUCAGAGACUUGUUUAGCGGGAACAGCAAAAGUGCAUUUGAGCUCCCAGGUACGGUGCCACCAGCCUGCUUCCAGCAAAUCCUUUCAUUUUGUUACACUGGGAAACUCACAAUGGCCGCGAGUGAACAGCUGGUAGUGAUGUACACUGCAGGUUUCCUACAGAUCCAACAUAUCAUAGAAAAAGGGACAGACUUGAUGUUCAAAGUGAGUUCUCCCCACUGUGACUCUCAAACCACCAUGAUAGAAGAUCCUAGUUCGGAACCUCAGAGCCCUUGUAACCAAUUGCAGUCUGCUUCUGUGCCCUACGUCAUGUCCCCUUCCAUGCCCAUCCCGCUCCUCACCCGGGUGAAACACGAAAAUCUCGAGCUGCAACCCACAGCAGUGUCAGGCCUUCCUGCCAAGCGACCCUUGGAAGCCAGCACUCGGGAUAGUACAGGAGGGAGCGUUUCUAAUGCUGCUCCACUAAAGUUGUCUCGUGUUUCAUACUAUGGAAUGCCCAGUUUAGCUACUCUCAUCCCAAACAUACAGCAAGUCCAGUACUCCCAAGGGGAGCGGACAAGCCCAGGAGCCAGCAGCAUUCCAACUACUGAUAGUCCCACUUCCUACCACAAUGAGGAGGAUGAAGAAGAUGAUGAGGCUUAUGAUACCAUGGUCGAAGAACAGUAUGGUCAGAUGUACAUCAAAUCCUCAGGAGGAUAUUCAGUAGCUCAAGAGAAGCCAGAGCAGAUCCCACUAGAGAGUCGUUCGUGUGUCCUCAUUCGACGUGAUUUAGUUGCUCUUCCAGCAAGUCUUAUCAGUCAAAUUGGAUAUCGGUGCCACCCAAAACUGUACUCAGAGGGAGAUCCCGGAGAAAAACUUGAACUUGUUGCAGGCUCAGGUGUUUAUAUCACCCGGGGGCAGCUCAUGAACUGUCAUCUAUGCGCAGGUGUCAAACAUAAGGUUCUUCUGAGACGUCUUCUAGCCACUUUCUUUGACCGGAACACACUUGCCAAUAGCUGUGGAACUGGAAUUCGGUCCUCCACGAGUGAUCCGAGCAGGAAGCCCCUGGACAGCAGGGUUCUUAAUGCAGUGAAAUUGUAUUGUCAGAAUUUUGCCCCAAGCUUUAAGGAAAGCGAGAUGAAUGUUAUUGCAGCCGAUAUGUGCACCAACGCCCGACGAGUCCGCAAGCGCUGGCUUCCGAAGAUUAAGUCCAUGUUGCCGGAAGGGAUGGAGAUGUACCGCACAGUCAUGGGCUCCACAACAAACAGUGUCCCCCUGGAUCCGGAAUUCCAGCCCAGCACCGCUCAAGUCUUUGAGCAGCGAAUCUAUGCAGAAAGGAGGAGUGAUUCGGGAACUAUAGUAGCUUUGAGAACUAACACAGUAAAUGUCGACCUAAGCAAUGGAUCCAACCAAUCAUUUGAACAGAGUGAGGAUGCCGAAGGGGCUGGCUCUGUUAUACAGGAGGCAGCUGGAACAGAUGUCAUGGCGUCAGAUACCCAAAGCACUCCACAACCUUUCGAACAAGGUGCCGGCUCCACUAGCCGGCCAGAAACUCCAGUGAGAAGACAAGAUGGCACUUAUGGAGGGACUUUAUAAAAGAGAGAAAACAUUUUGUGACCUAUAAGGGAUCCGUAAUACUAAAGCUGCUUGCAUGCAUUACUAAUACAAAAAAAUGUGAUCAAGCCACUUACCUACUGAACUGCUACUGUUGCCUGAAAAAAAUGUGAU